Messenger RNA from Solanum lycopersicum (tomato), 747 nucleotides. RefSeq lists its product as uncharacterized. Gene Ontology annotation, cellular component: CCR4-NOT core complex; P-body; CCR4-NOT complex. Gene Ontology annotation, biological process: negative regulation of translation; mRNA catabolic process. NCBI's taxonomy places the organism in Eukaryota, Viridiplantae, Streptophyta, Magnoliopsida, Solanales, Solanaceae. The record is from RefSeq and is a predicted model, not a curated record.
AUGAUUGAUUUUGAUGUCAUUUUGAGAAUAGUUUUCAUAUCUAUGCCAGGGAUGUCUGGGUUUGAGCGGAAAGAAGAAAGAUUCAUGCAAAAAUCUAGCUCUGCUGCUGUGGAACAACUUCAACAUAGUUUACAUGCUUUUGCUGGUAUACCUCUUUUAAUUUUUGCGGAAGUCAAAUCUGUGUAUAAGAAGUUUUCACCCUCAGCGCUAUCUAUGAGGGGAGCAACUCGAGUUUGUUGUGCUAUUGCUUUGUUUCAGGUUAUGGCUAAUAAUCCAGAAACAAGAACGGGGCUCACAAAAGCUGAAAUACCAUGUUAUUUCUAUCCAUUUCUCAAGCCCUAUGGAGAUGAUAAGCAUUUGGAGUGUGUGAGGACCACUACCUUGGGUGUUCUCAGUGACCUGACAAAGUUUGAUGAUCCAAAUGGAUCACAUGCCCUUCGUUUCUUCUUGGAAUCGGAAGUGGUUCCUUUGUGCCUGAAGUGCAUAGAUGAAUGUGACGAAAAGUCACAGAAGCUUGCAACUCUCAUAGUUAUGAAUAUUCUGACGCAAGAGAGUGGACUGACCUAUUGUUCUGCUACGCCUGAACGCUUCUUCGCGAUUGUACAGCACAACCACGAAGCUUCACGGAUGUUGCAGGUUCUACAUCUCAAUAGUUAUGGAUGUCCAUAUUUUCCACCAAUUGAAGAGAGAAAAAGCAUUGCAAAGAAGGCUGCAUCAAGUUAUGCAUCAAGUUCUGCAUCAAGUUAA